UCGUGGAUCGUGAAAAAUCAUCUUUAUCGAUUUUUCUUCUUUAUUUUUUUUUUAUAUGCUUACAUUCUCGCAACAACAGUGACUCUGUCCGAUAUUACUUAAAUCGCCGUGUUAUAUUAUAAGCUAAUUCGUGUUGUCGUUUUUUCAAAUACAAUCACAAUGGCAACGAUGAACCGAUCGGCGGUCGUGUCCGCCAUGACGUUCGCGGCAACGGUUGCGGUGGCAAUGUGUGGCAGAAGUAAAGGAUUCAACUUGGAUGAACACGUGCGACACCGGAGAGAGGCAGAAGCGGCGGUAGGUUCGGGAUACAUAUACAGAACGGACGGUCAAAAUCCUCCGGUUUUCAUUAAACUGGGCGAAGGCAACGAUCAAAAGUUCAACGACAUGUUAGAAAAUUUCAAAAGAGAGAAUGGGUUUCACGGGGCGCCAGACUACAUGCCGGUCGUGGGCCAAGAAGACCGGUACGCUCCCGGCAAAGACGGGUACGGCAGUAGAGGUUACGGUAAGCCGUUCGCGCAAAUGCACGACGACGAUUUGGGAUUUAAGUUCGAAAUGGGCGACAUGGACGAUAUCGCGGAUUUCGUGGACGGCCAAGAUUAUGACUAUAGCAAAGAGCAAGAAUACGAACACAGCAGCGGUGGCACGAGCUACGGCAUUGACCACGACAGUGCACCGUACAAAUAUCACCAUGACGUGUCGGGUAACGGCGGCGGAGGAGGAGGCUUGAAAGGCGACCUGGGACAGGGAGGACUAGAAGACCAGGGCUACUACGGGUCGCCGUACACGCACAACGAGUACAAGUCGCCGGGCAAACACUCGAAAUCGGGCGGAUCGUUCCAGAAGGCGGGCCAUUACUUCUCGGAAGGCAAUCAGGGCGACAGCGGUUUUAAGAGCCAUCGCGAUUACGACAAGGGCCACGCGGGCAAGUACGGCCACGACGACCUGAAGGGCCACUUCAACAAGGCGACCGGGCACAGCGCGGGCCACUCGGACGUGGCCGACCACUACGGCAAGCACCACAGCGGCACGCACGGCGUGGUGGGCCACAAGUUCGGCGAGACCGAGACGCACAAGAUGGGCCAGAAGACGACGGGUUUCCACAACGUGUACCACAAGGACGAGUACAACAAGGAGCAGAACUUCUACGAGGACGCGCACAAACACGGCAAACACGACAAGUACGGCGGCAAGCACAAGGACUUCACGCACCGGGACGGCGGCCACAAGAAGGGCGGCCACCACCAGGCGGGCUACGACGAGGCUCACAAGGGCGUGUCGGGCACGUUCAACAAGGGCGGCUACUACGACGGGCACAAGGGCCACAGCGGCGAAUCCGGCCACAAGUCGCACCAAGACCACAAGGCCGAAUACGACACCGUUUCGGACAACAAGAAAUACGGCGAAAACUAUGGCGGAGGCGACGAUUUCUACUAAAAAAAACCUACGACAAAUUACCACCAUUAGAGUGUUUUUUAUUUUUUUAACACGAUUGCCGGAAACCGACGGACAUACAAAUUUUGCCCGGUAUUUUUUUUUUAGUACAAAUAAUAAAAUCCAGUAGAAAUAUACAUUAUUACCAUAAUCUCGAGGCCCCCUGAACGAAAAAAUAACUAAGCCCCGAUAAUUUAUUUUACGACCAAUAACAACGACGAGACAAAAGCUCAAAAACAUACCUAUAUAUAUAAUAAAUAUAUUUGUGAGUUAAAACGUUAUUAUAGGGAUUUUCAACGCGAAUGCGAAAUUUAUUCACAGUGUACGUAAUAUUAUGAUAAAAACAUAGGCAUAAUACUAUUAUAAAUAUUCAUUUCGUACCGGCGGAUAUAAUACGUCUCAGUUAAUCAUCGAAACGGCGUAAUGUAUCGGCCACAACGCAAGACUUAAAUAAUAUGCCUUUGUACGAAAAACGAACGUGCUUUGCCUAUUGGGGCUAGCAAUCAUCCGAAUAAUGUAGUAAAUUAAAGAUUUUUAACCGCCAAAUGGCCUCUGACCGGUUUCACUUCUACAAUAAACACGUUUGGUCGACUUCACUCGAAUGAUAGGUAAUAAGUGUUAGAUGUAAUUAUUAACUUUAACUAGCUAAUGUACGACAUAUUAAAUAAGUAAGAAUUAAUAGAUUAGACAUUCUAGCGGGAAAUCAUUAGAACGGCCAGAUAACACAAACUAAACAAAGACCACCGAAUGUAUAUUUUAUUAUUUGUACAUUAAUGUUAUAAAUUGUACUUAUUUUUUUACUAUAGUUCACUGUUUACACAGUGCUUAAUAAUUAAUUAAUUCUACAUUCAAUAAAUAUACAUCAAUUAAUAUUUAUAACAGCCUUAAUUGGUAAUAUGAAACUUGCUUGUUUUCUAAUUGUAUGUAGAUUAUUAUAAAUUAUAUAAUUAUACAUAUUAAUUUUUUUUACUAAUACUGUGUUAAAUAUAUACGAACACGUUUUUAUAAUUGUAAUAAUUAAUAUAUUUUUUAUGGAAUUAUCAGUAAUACACAACUAUCCUAACUAACCUAGAUAAAUUUGAACUAUCACUUAUCAAUUGCGAAUACAUAUUUUGGUAAAUAUGCCAAGUGUUGAGCGAAAUAAUGUGAUAUAUUCGCCAUUAUGGAUUCAUGUAUUCAAAUAAUUAAUAUAAUAUUAUAGUGUAUGAUGUAUGUGUAUAUGAUU
Molecule: messenger RNA, 2656 nt
Organism: Adelges cooleyi (spruce gall adelgid)
Lineage: Eukaryota; Metazoa; Arthropoda; Insecta; Hemiptera; Adelgidae
Product: filaggrin-like
Exons: 3
Coding region: 160-1434 (424 amino acids)
Source: RefSeq, a predicted model, not a curated record